GGAUCACAAAGGACUACUAUAGCUUUCGUGUUGGCAACAUCAAGUGGCUUUAGGAAAGGAAAUUACCGAAAGCCAAAAGAUGGAUAAGAGAUUGCUGAGUAUUGGGCUUCUUCUUGCACUGGUUUUCAUCCUCUCGACAUGGACUUCUGAAGCGAAACAUCACAGACAUCACCAUCUUAAAAACAUACUUCGACACAAAAUACAAAAACACGAAACGGACAAGAAAGUAAAAGACAAAGCAGAAGAUAAAACAGAGGAUAAACCAGAAGAAGAUGCGAGUGGAAGUGGAAUCGAAAAGGAUAGCGCGCCUGAUUCUGAAGAAGAUGAUAAAGACGAUGAAGAGACCAGAGAAGAGAACUUGAGAGAUGAAGAAGAAGCCAAAGAAAGGGAAGAAUCAGAGAAAAGGUCCAGGAAGAAAUUGCACGAUGAAGUCGAAGCGGACAAAGGAUCUCUCAGAGAACUUCUAGACUCAAGCAUAGAAAACCUUGCCAAAGCAGGAAAAGCAAUUCAGGCUAUCUUGGACGCUACAGGAAAAAAUAAAGUAAGCCAGACUUGUCCUGGAACAUGCCCGGAUGUAUGUGCACCCGGAUGUAUCUCGACCUGUUGCAAUCCACCAGCAAAUCCCGUGGCCCAAGCCGCGGGCCAAGCUCCGUACCCUAGUGCUUAUCAACCUGAUCCAUAUCAAUAUGCAGCAGCUCAACAACAGUACAGCCAGUAUGGUCAGCUACCUCAGGCUGCACAAGCUGCACAGGUUCCUCAGGCACUCCCAGCUCCCCAGACACCCCAGUACCCUCAUCAACCAGCAGCGCAGCAAUGUCCACAGCAGUGCUCUGUGAUCCCUUGUCCUAGCGCCUGCCCACAAAGCUGCUGUAGUGCACAACCACAGUAUCCUCCGCCCGCGCAACCGGCGAUGAGUGCACCAAAUUUCCUGGUCCUUCCUCCCGCUCCAAAGAAACCAAACAACACCCAGUCGUCCAGCUGUGCUUCACCAUGCGCUCAAUCGUGUGCUCCUGCCUGUCUCCCAAGUUGCUGUUCCCCCUCCAUGGGCAUGCAAAUGGGAAUGCCUUAUCCACAGCAACCACCAAUGAUGCCCCAAAUGCCUCCGAUGGCUCAGAUACAACAACAAAUGCCACAGCAAGCAUGCCCACAGGCGUGCCAGCCUGCUGUACCUGGCGGAUGUGCACCACAAGCUCAAUGCCCUCAGCAAUGUUGCCCUAAAGGGCGCAGAUGAAUUUCCGUUUAACUUCAACAAUAUUCGCUCAUGAUAAGUAAUAGGAUGAAAAAGAAAUCAAAAAUAUUUCUACGAAAGGUAUACUGUUGGAUCUUGGGAUAAUGUCUAACGAGUUUAUAGAAGGUGUAGCUGUGGGAACAUCUGUCUAGACUUAUGGCCUGUGUUCAUAGGUACGUGAUGAACUAUAGAAAGACUUUGCUUUGAGAGUUAUUUUAUCGUUAGAAUGCUUUAUGCGAUAUUAGAUGAGUUAGUUUAAGCAUGCAAUUUAUGCAGAAACGGCAAACACCAAAAGGAACUCCGAAAGUACAAAGUCCCCACUUGUCCCAGUUGUCCCCAGCAUUUGUAUCAAAAUCUCAAAUUCUCAGUUCAUGCAAUCCUUUUGAAUCAAAUGUGUACAAACAGCUGAUUCAGAAAUAAGACUAUCAGAAGUUCAAUUUUUGCCACUCACCAUUUCCUGUCUGACGAAAGAGUCGUGGUCUUUCUCUCUCACGGGCUGAUUGCUCUUCACAUAAUUACUGAAUAUAGAAAAACUGGUAGACGUCUAUAGAAAUUGAAAUUGGUACAACCAGUAAAAUGCUAACAUUUAGACCCGUUUGUGUAAAGAAUGCCGUCAUGACAAGAUGAAAUUAAAAGUUACGAGCAUCUUUACGAGGCUCUUUCUCACAUUCGUAAAGUGUCAGAAAUUGUAAUCGGGUAAUACAUCAAUUAACAUCACUUACUUUUCAAAGUUAUGCAUUUUUUUUUAGGUCUCGCCUUACAUUUUUUGUUUUGUAUUAUUCUCAGAAAUGAGUAAAAGUUUUCAGAGCCUUGUGUCAAUGAAGCUAAAGGCGGCAUAAAAACAAUGUUUAGAAAGUGUACACCAAAUAAAUCGUCGUGAACAGACCAUGACCCCUGUUGAGGGAAAAUAUCACAACUUUAAUUUUAAACAGACGAUGUUUUAAUAAACAGUGUUUCAGUCAAA
Messenger RNA from Stylophora pistillata, 2192 nucleotides. RefSeq lists its product as uncharacterized. NCBI's taxonomy places the organism in Eukaryota, Metazoa, Cnidaria, Anthozoa, Scleractinia, Pocilloporidae. The record is from RefSeq and is a predicted model, not a curated record.